UGCUGUGCGAAAAACGUAGCGACGAGCGAGAAUGCAUGCGCGCGCAAUUGAACGGGUCUCGAAAGCUUUUACGCUGUGCGCUAGCCGGAUAUAUCGCUGGCGUGGCGCAACCCUCCCCCACGAAGCAGAUCCGAAUCCAAAGGGGUAGUUUCUCCGUGGGUAGCGCUCGUGGCGCCGCUCUUGAAUGUUCAUGGCAAAGGUAAGGGUGGCAGGCAAGCCCCGAUUCCAGGCCUCGGUUAGUCGUGCGAGGUGCGAGGGUCGCGCAAGCUCGUAAGCUCGUCCGCCACCGCGUUCGUGCUCGUUGCCGCCGCCUCAACGAGCAGCUGUCAACGAAAGGCCAGGCCGAUUUAUGAUAUCUGGCCGCGUCGUGUCGCGUCGGCCCCUCGUCCAUCCAAUAACCACUCGACCAACCGAGACGAGUAGUGAUUCGGAAACGUGGGAGGAACGAAACGGCGGAAGACGACGAUGCCAAAAAACGAGCGGGACACGCAGUCGGAUUCUCGAUACGCGAGAUAGUGGAGGACACACUCGACUCGGAUAAUAGUGGCGACAGUGGCCAGUAGUGAUUUCGGCACGAUUAGCAGCUUAAUUGAUCAGGUUUCACAAUCUCACAGCAUUCUUCGGAUUUAGCCAUGGGUUGGGCUCUUACCGGACUCGGAGUAGCUUUGGUCAUCGUCAUCGCAGCUGGAGCCACACUUGUUCUUUGCAAAAGAUAUUGCAUCGGAUGGCAAUUUGGCACGAGGAAUGUAUGGAGCGUUUGCGAGGAAUGGAGACAGAGGCUUUCCUGGCUUUGGGCACCACGGGAAGAAAAGGUGGGAUUGGUAAAGGCUCAGCAUCCGACCGCCCAGACAAUACCAGGCCUAUAUCGCCAGACUGGAAAUGCCUCUCAACAUCUCUUGCAUAGCGAUAGCGACCUCCGGCUAGAUGCGCAAGGAGCCUUUACCAGAUUUGAGGCUGUCGACAGGGAUCUACAUCCACCUCUCGGCGGCAGCACGAUACCACCUCAACCACUGAGGCCUGCUCCUCAACCACGACCGACCGCUCGUCCGAGGCCGUCGCCGCUUCAGACGUCGAGUACCGUCGACUAUAUUAGAAUGCACGAAGUCGGUCCGGGUCCGUUGACGCCGCCGCCGUCGUUGCAAAGAGGAUCGAUACGAUCGAGAGCCCCCGGUCCGUCCGUGUUUCUCUUUCAGAGCGAACCGCCAAAGAAUCACGACCCCUUCCAGUCGAUCGAACGUUCUACCUUCAUAUUCGACAAUGGUCCCGCGAAAACGAUAGCGGAGAAUAUUCAAAUGACACCUUACUCCAGUCAAAACCAUGUAGAUUCUAGAUUAACCAGGCAAUUCGAGCCUCCUUCCAAAGAGUCGGCGUGGCUCAGAUACGGUAUAAGCGAACCCCUAAAUAACCAUCAUGACAAGUUGAACGAUGAAGAUAUCAGUAGAAGUUACGGCAACUACGAGAUCGUUCAGAGAAAUCAUGUCGCGCGACCAUACGCGAGGAAUGAAUCCAGAGGAUUUCCGGAUAACUUCAAUAUGACGAAUUCAGUUAACCAGAACGCAGCUAACCAGAUGAUCAUGGAGUCGAUAUACGGGCCACAGACCAUUUCCAAGAUGCUUCAGAACAGCGAGGAGCUGAAUGGAGACCUCAAUCGAAAGAAUAACGAUAUGCAGAACAUCGAGAUGACUCCGUUCAAGAGUACUUCCGGCCAUCAAGAAGAUAUCGAUUCAUACUUGUUUCACGGCGAUCUGUCCAAGUCGCAUGAUCUUCAGCGAGUCUCGCAAUACAUUCAGAGCUUGCCUGACCUACCUGUCUACGAACCCAUGAACGAGCUGCAGACACGCUCAAGUCGUGAAUCGAUACUGUUCGUAAACGCAAUUCAAGAAUCGAUCGUAGACGAGACGAAAAUCGCGAGUGAGUCUGCUUUGAGUCCGAUACCACCGCCACCGGCACCGCCGGAUCCAUCUCAAGAGAUGACGAAAAAGAGCCCGACAACCGGCGAGAGAAUCUUCAGCGCGCUCAGAUCAGUCACCUCACAGAGCUACAUAGAUGCCUCGGAGUUUUAUAAUUCGGUACUGUCCUCGGCGCAGCAAGUACAACGACUUGCGUUUCCAUCGACACCACCACCGUUCGUGAAUGAUAGUACUGAAGAUCCUUUACAGGACGCCGAAUACUUGCAAGAUAUGCGAGAUAUUUAUGCGGAAACCGAUCCAGACCUGACUGGUCUCGACGGUUCGAGACGGAGUUCUGAUCUUUAUAGCCCUGAAUUAAACCUCGAAGCUCAUAGGACAGCGCAAGAAGUGUACAAUAGUCUACAAGACCCACCGUCGUCUCCCUUAUUGCUUAAAGAUCACAAUCACGAGUCUUAUACGUAUUUAUCAGAUCCCAGUUUUACUCGAACGUCAGAGGAUAUUUUUAACAGCCUCGAACAAAGACGUAAAAGUAUAGAAAGACUGAAUGGUAUUCACGAAUAUAUAGAACUUGAUGCUGCCGACCCCUCGAGGAGAAGAAAUAGCCAGGAACUCUAUGCCGCCUUGGAGGAGGUGCAAUUGAAGAGACGACUUUCACAGAGUCUGGAAGAGUCGUACCUGAGUUACGCGAUAAACGAUCACAGUAACAUCAGAUCGGGAAAUCGACGAAGUUCGCUAGGACCCGAGCCGGAACCGCCGCCCGACGAAUCCACUUUAAAAAGAGCGAUUAGCUGCGAGAGCGUAUGUUCCGAUACCAGCAUCAACCUGAACGAUUUGGAAGAGGCGCCUAUCGUAGGCCACAUCUGUGUCGGACUCGAACAUGAGAGAUGGGGUGGUCGCGGAAGCGAUUGCGAAGGCGAUCUGGCCGUAAGUGUCUUGGAAGCCAGGGAUCUCGUUGCUGCCGACGGCUCUCCUGCGCAAGAUACUUUCGUCAGAGUGUGUCUACUACCCGACAGGCAGACUCAUGUGCAAACGAGAAUUUACAGGGGAUGUCCAUCGCCUAGUUAUCAGGAGAAAUUUUUAUUUCCUCUCGAUGGCGGACCAACAGGCAAAGCACUUCUUGUCGAGGUAUUUUCUGAUGAAUCUAACAUUGGCGGCGGCGCAUCCUUAAUCGGUGAAGCCAGUUUGAAGCUCGGACCUGCAGCGAGACCACCUGCUACAACUUGGCUAGCACUCAGUGGACCUGCCUUACCCACUCCACAUCUAGGAGAGUUGAUGUUCUCUCUUAGUUACUUGCCUACGGCGGAGAGACUCACCCUCGUAGUAGUUAAAGCGCGCAACUUGCACGGCGUAAAUUUAUCUCCGGGUGAUUUCUUCGUCAAGGUAUACCUACUUCAGCAAGGGAAAAAGAUGCAUAAGAAGAAGACAUCCGUGAAGAAAGGCGAGAAAAGUCCGAUCUUCAACGAGGCAAUAAUAUUCAGUGUGCCAGCGCACGCUUUACAGACUAUCCAGCUGAGAUUGACGGUGGCGGAAUUGAACGGAGAUCAAGGUACAAAGGCGUACUCUGUAGGGCACAUUAUUGUAGGAUCUACCUCGACGGGAAAAGCGCUGGCUCAUUGGAGACAGAUGUUAACGGCCUUGCGGCGUCCGGUCGCUAUGUGGCAUCCUCUCAGGAAGUAGAAACAGAACCGUGUUCCACUCAAAAAAAGUAACUGGAACAGCGAUUUGCGAAACAAUCCUAAAAUAUCACUUUUGAUCCCGGAUCCUCUCGUAUAAAAUUUUGUGUGACGCAUCCCUUCUUUGAUGUAUUUAAUGUUGAGAAGGGUACGCAUAUAUAUAUAUAUCUGUAUAAAAUAAAAUAAAAUCUCGUGGAGAGAUGCGCAUUGCAAGCGCGCUCUAAUCUAUCUACUGUUAACGGUCGUUUGGACCAUCGCGUGGUAAUAUGCGCGAUCUUGUUAAUGACGGAAUUUAUGAGCGAAAUUGUAUGCACAUUACUGAAUCGCACGAGCUAAAUACUAAUUAUCGCAAUUAUUCAGUUAGGCGAAUACUGAAUUCAUCAAGCACGAACACUGCUCCAAAGUGAUCCGCACCAUCGUUUACAGAAAUCAUGAUCUGGACAAUUAGAAUGGUUCGAGCAAAUUUUGCAUUUAGAUUGUUACUUGAAAAAUCGUGCAAAUUGCAAACAAUUGCGGCAAUUAAAUCUUCCUUCUAAAUAGAUAGAUAGAUCUAUUAAGGGAUUCAACGCGGCCGACUGAAACGCCGACUGAAGCAAAAUUUAUGUGUUCUGUUACAUAUCUCUUUCUAAGCAAUUAACUCUUUUAAAGCAAUUAAUUCGUUUUGGAUCCCUUUUACGAAUAUUUUAACUGUAAGUUUCUCUCUCUUAAGAAUUAGAUUACAAGCUAAUCUACAAAACUAGACUAAACUAGAGACUACAAAUGCUUAACGCUAUACAAGUGUAAAACCAAUCGUGUAGUCGUUAGCAAAACAUGAAACAUUUAUUUAUCAUUGGUGCAAUACGCCUAUUACAAAAAUAUUCACCCCUCUUUUAGGAAUUAAGAUGAUUCAUCAAAUUUCGAAUUCACUUGAUAUUACCAAUCGCUUUUUCUAUGCUAAUGUAUAUGCCAAACGUGAUUGAAUAAUCAUCGUUUAAUACACAAAGCUGAUGCACAAUUUAUCACCAUAGAUGGAAGAUGGCAGAAUGUAUUUUUUCACGAAUGCUAAUCAAUCGAUUGAUUAUAAUCCAUUCAAUGACGAGGCGAUUCAUGCGAUAAAAAGCCUGAUUACAGUAUUCGAUGAUGUCGGAAUUAUUUUGAGACUGACAAGACUUGCACCAUAGAUACACGGGUUUUCAUUGCAUCCGUAAAAAAUAUUACACGAUCCUACAUAAUCGCCAUAAUUUCCUGAUAAAUGUUACAUGUUGAUUCUUUGAAUAAUGCAUUGCCUUUUAAAAACUAAGGGUCACAAGUUUUGACUAUCAUUAGAGUUUAAUGUAGAUUAGCCUAAGGAUACCGUAAAUUAACAUGUAAGGAAGAUGCUAGACCUUUCUAUAUAAUUACCCCUUAAAGAAUCGCUGCUGUUUGUUAGUGACCCAUACAUAGCGACGUGCGUGCCUGUCCCUUCGCGAUUUACGCUCCGAAAAUGUUUUUAAAUUUAUUUAGCACAGAAAAGAAUUUAAGUGCAGCGUUUAUUAGGCUUUAAUAAUAACCAAGAAUUAAUAUCAGAUAAUAUCCUUGUAAACAAGGAUUAUGGGGAACCGAUGGGAAUUAUUCUGCAAUGUAUUCAGAAUCAAUCAGGCUUAAUUCAGUCAUGAAAUUCCUUGAAAAAUUACAUAUUUAUUUUUUAUUCUUCCAAUAGAGAGAAUUAGGCAAUUUAAUUGUUGUAAUUUUAAACUUAAAAUCUUUUAUAAAUUUUUCCUCAUCUCAUUUUUAGACAUUUAAUUAUGUGGACUCGCUAUAAUACAAAGCGUUGUAUUUACAAUGCAGGUAAGAAGGUAUGCAAAAAAUUUACUUUUAAUCUUAAAAGUGAUAAAAAUUUAUUUCUGCGGAAUAAAAAUUCCCGUGUGAGUUUCCCUUAGGUAUGCUCUUUCUUUUUUAGAAAAUUUACUUUGCAGAGCGCAAUCGAGGACAUUAGCGUGUGAAACGGUUCCGACAUCGUCGAUCGAUGUACGAGUACGAUCGCUAUUAAAACAAGAACAAACACACAAAAGGAUCGUUAAAUAACCCGCACGAAUUAGACAGCCUUUUGGACCUCAACGCCUAUUCUAUAUCUAUAACUUUUGUACCUCUUCAUAUACAUAAAACUGGCAAGUCGUACGCGUGCACGUGUGUAUGUGUGUGUGCGCGCGCGCGUGUGUGUGUGUGUGGGGGUGUGUACGUAUAAUAUAUAUACAUACAUAUAAAGACAAGCGUUACAAAAGCAUUACAAAAUUUUACUAUCUAUACCGUACACUCUUCAUCAUGGAAAGCAACUAUUCCACUUCACACUUAUUAACUUACGCAGUUUUCUAUCGCCAAUUACUAAUGGGACUAAUAUCGCUCACUUGUCAUUAAUUCCAUAAAUGUAAUUGUAAGACACUCUUUGCGAACGAUACUUAUUCUCCUCAUUGAUAUACAUAUACAUAUACGAUAUAUACGUGGUGGUUCGCGCGAAGACAGUUUAGAUGGACAGAUUGAUUUGAAGAAUGCGCAUUUUGCGAGAGGCAAGAGUAACAGAUGUCUCUAAUAACAGUGGAAAAUUAUGCUAUUGAAAAUGGAAUACGCAGAGAAUUAUCACAGAUUCUCGAUUUAAGCGUAAAUUUCUUCAUGUAAGCGUCUUGAUAUCGUGAUAUUUGAUUAUUCUGACUUUAAUGUUGACGUAUUCUUUGAUAAUUUUUGCUAAAACUGCUAAAAUUUGCUCGAAUUUUUAUUUAUACAUAAUUUGUAAUUGUGUCUUUUAGACAACCUUAUCGUGCUCUUUUUAAGCAACUUGGUCGAAAUGGUUUGUUCGAGAUAGCUUCGAAUCGCGUACAAACGUAUGCGCAAUUAGUAAUUAAAAUUUAUAAAUAAUUUAUUAAACUGUACCUUUAAUGAUAAAGCACUGUAUAUAAAUGGUACGUAUUGCGUACGAAUUAUCUGUAUGCAUACAUGUAAGCCAAGAUAAGCAAGUUAGCAUUUAACACUGUUGUAUAUCAGCACAAAACUAAACUUUUAUUCUUCAUACUUAUACGCGAUUCGCGUCUAUGCACAUGUACGCAUAACGCAUACUGUUAAGUGUCUAUGUUUGAUAUGCGUAGACACCGUAUACACGGUAUUGCGGAAAAGGGCUAUAAUUGGAAAAACAAUGCAGCCUUGUUCUCUAAAAUUAACAUUUCAGCAAAAACGCAUUGCUCUCUAUCGAUUGUAUUGUAAAAUGUAAAGGUAUCUCGCUCAUAAAAAGAUAAGUGUUGGAGCUACCAUUUUGACUGCUACCCAUCAUCUUGUGGGAGUCCCGUGUAUACGUGUAUACGUUGAAAUUGAACCUGACACAUCAUAUUUGCGCAGGACAAGUUCAGGGGAAAAAAAUGAAAAGUGUUUAAUAGUUUACAUCUCGUUUUUCAGAAUUUAAUUUUGUCAGAAGCUAGCCGUAGUGGUUAAAAAGAGGAAGGGAUAAAUAAAAGAGUGAAAAAAGGCAGAAAGGUUACUGAAGAGACACAGAUAUUACAGGAUAGAAGACAGUACGAUAAAAUGGAGAGAAAAUGGCGGGAGAAGAAACUGAAAGAAUAAAAUACACAGAGUAAAAAGUGCCCACGCAAAAGGGAGAAAAUGGAAGAGAGGAGAAAGAGAGAAAGUGAACCGAAUGAUAAUGACAAUAAUAGUGCAAAGUGAUUCGUACUACAAAUAGCAUCGCUACGCGUAUCAAUCAUAAUAGUUUAAUUCUGUUAAUAAAAUUAAGCAGACGGAUUAAUUUGACGUAAUUCGAUGCACGUCAUAUUAUGUGGAAAAUAAAAGGUCUACCAUGUGUUGAAUUAAUAAUACGUAUUAAAUACAUUAAUAAUAAAUUAUAGAAAUAUUAUGCGUGGGUAUCGAUGGGUAUUGAAGUAUAUCGUUAUUAUGAAUGAUAAUAAUUUAUAAUGUUAAUAAUUUGUGGGACGAAUCACGAAACACGUAGCCAUUGCAUGAGUGUGUACGAUUCACAUAUACAAAAUACUAUAAAAUUUAAAUUAUUUUAUAUUUUUGUUACGCCUCUCUGUGAUAUAAUAAGGGCACAUUCACCCCAUCCUGUAUAUGUAUGUGCGUUAAUCUUCGUAUCUCGUUGAUUAAAGUGAAACCUUUUAGAGAAUGAAUCUUGCCAAGCCUUCCCUAUUGCAUUUCGAAAUGCACUCGAACGUACCUCCAUUUAAUUCCGAAAUUAAUAAAAGAAGUUGAUUUUUACAGGAUUAUCAUUACGCAAUUAAUUUGCAUAACUGAAUAAAAUUGAUAUUAAUCGUUGCCAAUAUUAAGUAAAAAUGCGCACGUAAAUCUUUUGUUAUUUCCAAAAUAUAUAGUAUGUACAUAAUAAUCACAGAUGUUAUACAUGAAUAAUCGGUAUUUUAUUCAAAGUAUAAUAUACGCAAUUUAUUUAUUUAUUAAUAUAUAACUUGUGGACUUUGAUGUUAUAACUAAUGAAAUGGUUUUUAAAGCAGCAGGUACGCUCGAGAUAAUGUUCGCGAAAGAUAUAAUAUGCAUCGUUAUACGACAACUUGUACUAUAUUAUAUUAAUUGUACGAAAACAUAACUGCAUUGUGACUGGAAAAUAUUGUAAUUUAACGAUGGUGAACAGUAGUUGUACAGCGAACAUUUGUAUGCUGUACAACAUAUGUCUAAUACAGGGUGUAUCUCUGAAAUAGUGGAUCAGAAUUUGUCGAUAUAUUCUUAAAUUCCGAGUUAAUUUUUUUUAAUUCGUUAAAAUUUAAUAUUUUUCAUAAUUCUAAUAAUUAAAAAAUAAUUUUUAAUCAACAAUCUUAUAAUUUAAUAACUUAUUAAUUAUAAAGCUGACUUGAUAUUAUUAUGUAGAUGACGAAAGUAAAUAACAAAAAUUAUUGUUUUAAGAGAAUUAAAAUUUAAGACUUAAUUGUGUCCAAAUAUUUAACGAAAAUUAAAAAGUGAAAAGAAUUGCAUCUAAAAAAAAUUCUAAAUUUUCCGAAGGCCAUACUGUACUUGAAAGCAUUGGCCCACUAUUUUAGAAAAUAAUUUCCAUCCUGUGUAUGCAUACUUAUAGAUGCGGAAAGUUACGUACUAUUAAUUGUACACGAAUCAUUGUUAAUCAUGGUUGCGGUUCUAUUUACACAAUUCGUUUAAUGAAUAAAUUUAAAAAUAUAUAUAUAUAUAUUUCGAUUAAU
This is a messenger RNA of Vollenhovia emeryi, 8742 nucleotides long. RefSeq lists its product as uncharacterized. Gene Ontology annotation, biological process: regulation of calcium ion-dependent exocytosis; regulation of dopamine secretion; calcium-ion regulated exocytosis. Gene Ontology annotation, molecular function: calcium ion binding; clathrin binding; calcium-dependent phospholipid binding. The transcript is spliced from 15 exons. The coding region runs from base 633 to 3587 and encodes 984 amino acids. NCBI's taxonomy places the organism in Eukaryota, Metazoa, Arthropoda, Insecta, Hymenoptera, Formicidae. The record is from RefSeq and is a predicted model, not a curated record.